AUGGCUUUCUGUCCUGCAUUUACUUCCAGCCUCAAGAAUAAACUCGAAAAACUGGAUGUCAAGUUCGCUGAUUUCGAUGGUGUCGUUUAUCACAUAUCAAAUCCCAACGGUGACCGUGCCGUGAUUAUGCUUAGCAUAUCACUGAAAUUUUACAGAGAGCUACAAGAGCACGGAGCUGACGAAUUAUUACAUCGUGAAUACGGCAAAUAUUUGUGUGCAACACCAGAAUCAAAUUACAAUGUUUCACUGACCUACAAUUUAAACGAACUGCCGAAUGAUUACUCGUUGAUUGUUAGCCAAGCUUCACAUUUAAAGCGAAAUUGUUUUGCAUCAGUUUUCGAAAAAUAUUUCAAUUUUCAAUCGCAAGGUUUAACCGGAGCACAACGAGCUAUAAUCCAUUACCGAGACGACGAGACUUUGUAUGUAGAAACAAAAGCUGAUCGAGUUACUGUUAUAUUUAGUACAAUAUUCCGCGAUCCAGAUGAUGUAGUCAUUGGAAAACUGUUUUUACAGGAAUUCCGAGAAGGACGAAAGGCAUCGCAGACAUCACCUGCAGUACUUUAUACAGUAGGCGAACCACCACUUGAAUUACGUGACUGUCCUGACGCUCGCGUUGGCGAUAAUGUUGGCUACAUCACUUUCGUAUUAUUCCCACGACACACGAAUGUACAGGCACGUGAUAAUACAAUCAAUUUGAUACAUACAUUUCGUGAUUAUCUUCACUAUCACAUUAAAUGUUCGAAGGCAUACAUGCAUUCAAGAAUGCGGGCUAGGACGAAUGACUUCCUCAAAAUUUUAAACCGAGCACGACCGGAAGGACGUGUAGAGAAAAAAACGUUCUCGUAUAGGGCGCAGCUUCCAGCCAGUAUAGAAGAUAGGACGAUGUAA
This is a messenger RNA of Acanthocheilonema viteae, 888 nucleotides long. NCBI's taxonomy places the organism in Eukaryota, Metazoa, Nematoda, Chromadorea, Rhabditida, Onchocercidae. The record is from the annotation of a GenBank genome assembly.